GAUAAGGGUCUGUGCUGAUGUUCGAACACACGACCUUCUAGUACAAUGUAACCCUAUGUAACGGCUGUGAAGUAAAAAGGAACUAUCGGUAAUUGUAACCAAUUGAAUAGAAAAUAUUGCAUGUCCAGCGGUAGAGUUGAAGUCUGUAUAAUAUUCAAUGAGCCUCGUCUGUUCCUCAGGGCUACGCCCAAUGAUUGCACGGGCCUCUGUCCUGGAUAAAGGGGCAGGAAAGGAAAUGUAUUGCUGGAGAGGAUUAGGUGUGCUGUGACGUUUUUAGGAUAGUUCAGAGUAGACGAGAAGAGCUGUGUGCGAGGCUACUGUAUUGUACGCCCUGACAACUGGAACGGUAGUGGACACGAGAUGUGACUUUUGUCCACAAUCUUUACUUGCAUUUCAGUGACUGGGCAAUUAUGAACGGCAAAUCAGCUAACUGCAACCCGGGAGUCGGCGGUGUGUUGCCGGCCUGUGAAGGGCUUCCGCCGCUACCGAAGAGUCUCAGCGGCUUACUGAACUCCAGUGGUGGAUCCUGGAGGGAGAUGGAGAGAAUGUACGCGAAAAAGACCAUGAUUCAAGAUGAUCUGAGCCGGGGUCGCAGUAACACCGAUAACAUGGUAUCCAACAAGCCGGCCAACCUAGAUGCUGCCCUGGCACUCCUAAGGAAAGAGAUGGUUGGGUUACGGCAGCAGGAUAUGUCUCUACUGUGUCAGUUAUGGUCACUCCAUGAAUCGAUUCAAGAAUACAAAGGCAGUUGCCAGGACAUGUCAACUGCAUCCAAUGCAGAUGGCUCCUACAAUAUGGAAAAUGGCUUCUUUGACGAAGAAGAUGAAUACUACCAGGACACAAGUAUUACCCCAAAUGAACACAUGGAUUUGAAUGCAUCAGUUCCCAAAACUCUGAACAACAAGUGGAUGCAAGACUCCAUUCAUAUGAGCAUCUAGCUCUGUAAUAUACCGAUCUCCUCCUUCUCACUAAUUAUGUGUUCAGUUCUGCUCUACUAAUAUAAGACUGGCGCUUGAUAGAGGAAUUAUUCAGUAUCCAGUUCCACUGGCCUCUAAUAUCUUUCUAGUGAACUUUUCUAUAUAACCAAUUAUGAAACUAGUAUUUAUUAUACAUUUAUGACUAAACAAUUUUGACAUUGACAUACCCCUCCCCCCAACUGAAAGCAUUUUGCAAAGGUAUACUGACUGUAUAUAAACUCAUAUAAUAACACUUAUAAACUUUGCGUGAACUUGGACAAAACUUGUUGAGGACAGUGGUGGUAUGGUAGAGGACACAGUUCAUUUUUUGUUUGCAGCAGUGCAAGUCUAAAAUCAGUUGCUCGUUGGUGGAGGCCUAAUAAAGCAUUUGGGUAAGAAACUUUUGUAUGUGUUCCAGAACUCCCAUUCCGUGAUGGACAUUUUACUGAGUAGGACAAUAAUGUUUUGAAAUAUAAUUCUCAGGUGUGGGACAUUACUGUGUAAGCUUUUUAAGUUUUUAUAUUUUAUGUGCUAUAAACAGCCUUAUGUAUACAUGGGUGAAAGCGCUCUGUCAAAAUGGCCUCUCCCAGGUCCAUUUCUAUGAUUCGUGUAGAGAUGCCAGAAGAUAUCUGGGGGUGGAAAACUGUAAUGUUUUCGCACAUACUUGUGACCUUUUAGUAUAUUUUUCUCCUGUUGAACUGUAACUUGAUUGAGACCAUGGGCACCUAACCCAUAGAGCACAGGGGAGGCAAAUUAGAAAUUUUGCCACUCUACUUUUUUUUGCUUCGUGUAACACACUAUUUUAUGUUUUGUUAUGGUUUUCCCAAUAAACGGUUUAAAAGGUAGGAAAGUGUCAUUCAUAAGACGCCGUAAGCCCAACAUUAAAAAAAAAAAAUAAAUAAAUAAAUAAACCCACACUAAAACGGCCCCUACACGAACAUUGGUUUGACCCACGAUGUGACUGCAACAGAAGAUGCUGGUUAGUUUGGAUACUACAUAAAAUGAUUAAUUAAAUACAGGCUAGGUCCUUGUUAGUUUAGUUUGUUUUAUUCUUUAUUAAUUCAAUUAUAUUCAGGUUCGUGUUGCUGCGGGGCCAUGAACUCUAAAUAAAAUGUUACUGCUAUUAAGCACUGGUAAUAAUCUGAAGCAGUGGUAUUGUAAAAUAACAGAAUCACGUUUUUACUUAAUGUUUUUUUUCAUUAAAAACUUGUCAUUCUUUAUUAAUUUUUAGCUUUCAUAUUGAAGCUUGUUGUGUACUAAUUCAAGCAAAUGAAGUAGGAAUUUGCUUAAGACAUUUUUCAAGUCAAGUAAGCUUAUUUGUGUAUAAAUAAUGACAAUAGUUUAAAGGUAUGCACCUGAAUCGUAAGGUAAUUCAACUGUUUGCUAAUACUCUCCACGCGUAAAACUUGCCUGAAUAUUAAAGUAAAAAAUAUAAAUAUUUUAUAACUAGCAAGAAAUGACUUGUUGCACUAGCAGCAGUUACAUUGUUUUACAUUACUGUUUUGCCCUCUAACUCAAUGGACCAUAUUUGGAAGCAAGCACAAAAGCAAAGACACAAUUUCUUAGAGCAAUAAGACCAUUUUAAUGGUAUAAAACAAGAUACAACUCUUGACUGGUCAUUCCUGCAACUAAGUUUAUACUGUUGAAAUGGUUUUAUUCAGCAAAAUAAUAAUAAUUAAAAAAAAAUGUCUUCGCAUUUGCUUCAGAGUGAAGUCUUUCUUUAUAUAGUAAAACAGUGCUUUUGACAUGGCAAGUAUUUUGAAAUGCCUUACUUGGGGAAUAAUUACCUUCUAAAGAACAAUUGCCCUCCUACUGUUUAACAAAGUUAGGCGCCUAUGAUUAAGACACAAAAUUCUUUGAUCAUUGCAUUGAUUAAAACACUGAAUUGUUGUACUGCUUUUAAUGAAAAACUCACCUAUACUGUAGAUGACAAAACUGACUUGCGUUACUGAAUAAGAAAGGUUACUGGUCUACAGCUUAUUUAUCAAAGUGAGUAUAAUUUAGGUUUUUGUUAUUAUACAGUUUAAUAAACUGUUAAUGCAAAUGAAUAUGUUAAUUGGGAAUACAUGUAAAUGAUUUGAUCAGUAACAUUUCAAAAACUAUGUUUGUUAACUAGCCUCAUGUGAGGUUUAUCAGGUAUCUGGUAAAAUGACAAGUUGUAAUUGAAGUAAUUUCUGAAUUUUUUUCCUUACAAAGUCAAGUUUAAAUUUGCUUUACAACCCAAGAGCUGGUGGGGGUUUGGAGUUUCAGUCAAAAUGAUCAUUGGCCAUUUUCACCCAAGUGUAUGUAUUCUGCAAGUAAAAUGAGCUGUUGUAGAAAACA
Molecule: messenger RNA, 3278 nt
Organism: Acipenser ruthenus (sterlet)
Lineage: Eukaryota; Metazoa; Chordata; Actinopteri; Acipenseriformes; Acipenseridae
Product: protein FAM89A-like
Exons: 2
Coding region: 411-938 (175 amino acids)
Source: RefSeq, a predicted model, not a curated record